AGAAAAUCGAAUAAAAAAGAACGGCACAAGAGCUACACACCCGCCGGUGACGCUGCUUCAGCUGCUGCUGCCGGCUGUUCUGUAGUGCGCAUGUGUGUAUUUAGUGCGACCACAGCGACUACAAGAGCAACAACAACAGCAACUACACGAAGCUGCAUUUAAAGUAAAAGUGAAAAGCUCAUGCAGUAACGGUACAAAUCUAAUUUGUUAUUGCUAGCACAAAAAGUUCUAUGCAGCUUGUAGACUCUGCAGCAGCGGCAACAAAAAGUGCAGUAAAAGCAAAAAAAAAAAAAAGGGCAAGUGUUUUGCGAGUGUUGCCGACUUCAAGUUAUAAAGCACAAGUGUUGUCGACUUUCAGUUACAAAUACUUACAUAUUAGCAUAUGUAAGGAAAGUUGUGGCUCACAACCUGCCAGUGUCUCCCUGCUUGCAUUUAAAGAGGCACAAAAAUGUGUUACACAUGUGGAUGCUUGUCCUCUGUGGUUUUUGUUGUCUGUUUGCUGUUGGCAGCUGCAGUAGCCAAUAUUCAUCAGCUGCAGACGCAUUACAGUCACAACCAUCAGCAUAACAGGAACGCUAAGAACAACAACAACAACAAUAAAUAUGAUCAGCAAGGGGAGCUGCAGCAGCUGCGGAGCAACGAAAAAAGCGUCUCUGAGGAUACAAUAUACAAUUACCUCAUGCAGUUUGAUUAUCUGCCCAAGUCGGAUCUGGAAACGGGAGCCCUGCGCACCGAGGAGCAGCUGAUAGAUGCACUAAGUAAACUCCAGCAAUUUGGCAACAUUCCAGUUACGGGCAAAAUCGACGCGGCUACGGCCAGGCUAAUACAAUUGCCCCGCUGCGGCGUGGGCGACAAUGAGCAUGCGUAUAAUUUCUCACCCGAUAAUCUGGAUCAUGGCCCGCGUAAGCGUCGAUAUGUUCUGCAGGGCGCCAAGUGGGAUAAGACGGAUCUAACAUGGAGUUUGGUGAAUCAAUCGAUGCCGGACGCGGACAAAAUUCGAACGAUGGUUUCUCGGGCGCUGCGCGUAUGGGAGUCCAAUUCGAAGCUGACAUUCCGUGAAGUGUACAGCGAUCAGGCGGAUAUACAGGUUCUCUUUGCACGGCGCGAUCAUGGCGAUGGCUACAAGUUCGAUGGACCCGGCCAGGUGCUGGCGCACGCCUUCUAUCCAGGCGUCGGGCGCGGCGGCGAUGCGCACUUCGAUGCCGAGGAGACCUGGGAGUUCGACGCCAGCAGUGAUGACAGUCGUGGCACCAACUUUCUGAAUGUGGCGCUGCAUGAACUGGGCCACUCGCUGGGGCUGGGCCACUCCUCGGACUCGAAUGCGGUCAUGUUCCCCUGGUAUCAGAACAAUGAGGUCGAUGGAAAAUUGCCCGACGAUGAUCGCAUUGGUAUACAGGAGCUCUAUGGGGCCAAGCAGAAGGUCUGGGGUGCGUAUCGGCCGGGAACCACGACGAGCACCACAACAACCACGACGACAAUGCGUUCGCUCACCUAUUAUCCGCAGCAGCAACCGAACUAUCCCAAUCGUUAUCCAACCUAUUAUCCCAACUAUUAUCCGCGAUCCCCCUCCCGUGAUCGUGAGCGUGAGCGUGAACGUGAGCGUGAACGAGAGCGUGAACGAGCACGUGAGCGUGAGCGUGAGCGUGAACGAGAGCGGGAGCGUCAGCGAGAGGAAGAGCGUGUAUAUAAACGACAGCACGAGGAGCGAGAAAGAGAACGUCAGCGAUAUCUGGAACGAGAAAGGCAGCGGAAUCGUGAAUCCCAAACGAGAAUAUCAACCACAACGAGGGCACCAGUGACAACGAACACGACGACAAGAACAGCACCCACCUAUCCCACUCACAGGCCCUACAACUACCCCACAGUGCAUCGACACAAUAAGCCACAUAAGCCACGCAAGCCCAAACCGGACAACUGCAUGACCUCAUACGAUGCCAUCUCCAUGAUACGCCGAGAGUUGUUCAUCUUCAGAGGACAGUUCCUGUGGCGCAUUGGUGCCAAAGGCUUGUAUAACGGCUAUCCGACGGAAACGCGCCGCCAUUGGUCCGCACUGCCCGAGGACUUUAACAAAGUGGAUGCCGUCUAUGAGAAUCAACAGCGUCAAAUUGUGUUCUUUAUAGGCCGGCAGUAUUACGUCUUCGAUUCGGUCACCCUGGCGCCGGGCUAUCCACAGCCUUUAACCAACCUGGGUCUACCACCCUCUCUCAGCCAUGUAGAUGCCGCCUUCGUAUGGGGCCACAAUAAUAGGACGUAUUUGACGAGUGGAACGCUCUACUGGCGCAUUGACGACAGCACGGGCAAGGUGGAACUGGACUAUCCCCGUGACAUGUCCUUCUGGGCGGGCGUGGGCUACAAUAUAGAUGCGGCCUUCCAGUAUACGAAUGGAAAGACUUACUUCUUUAAGAACUUGGGCUACUGGGAGUUCAAUGACAAUCUCGUAAAAGUAGCCCACGCUCGCCCCAAGCUCUCCUCCCGCAAAUGGAUGCAGUGUGCGCGCAGCGCCAACGACGUGGACGAGGAGCAGCACUGGACGGCUCCCCUAGUAUCCGGCACCAACGACACCACGGACGGCAGCUCCGCCUCCAGUAGCAUAAGACAACGGGGGCAUAGUCUAGCUGUCGUUCUUCUGCUGGCAUUCACAUACUUGGCCUGGCGUUGUUAAGAUCGUCACAGCAUUGAUCUAUGAGAAGAUCGGCCUACUUGGCCUUAAUACAGCCACCUCGAGCAAUGGUCUAUGUAAAUACAUGCAUAACAUAGAUGGAACUUGCAUGCAGACGUGUAUGCCGUCUAAUGGAUCAAUGCUGUGACGAUCUUAACUGUCGCAUUUAGAUAGCUAUAUAUACAGUGAAUCAUAAGAAUAAAUAUACAGUGGAGUUCCGAUAACUGG
This is a messenger RNA of Drosophila navojoa, 2887 nucleotides long. RefSeq names its product Matrix metalloproteinase 2 (gene Mmp2). Gene Ontology annotation, molecular function: metalloendopeptidase activity; zinc ion binding. Gene Ontology annotation, biological process: collagen catabolic process; proteolysis; extracellular matrix organization. The record is from RefSeq and is a predicted model, not a curated record. NCBI's taxonomy places the organism in Eukaryota, Metazoa, Arthropoda, Insecta, Diptera, Drosophilidae. Gene Ontology annotation, cellular component: extracellular matrix.